Messenger RNA from Papaver somniferum (opium poppy), 1230 nucleotides. RefSeq names its product acidic leucine-rich nuclear phosphoprotein 32 family member A-like. The coding region runs from base 104 to 1222 and encodes 372 amino acids. The transcript is spliced from 3 exons. The record is from RefSeq and is a predicted model, not a curated record. NCBI's taxonomy places the organism in Eukaryota, Viridiplantae, Streptophyta, Magnoliopsida, Ranunculales, Papaveraceae.
CCAAUAACAUUCAAGAUCUUUAAUUAGUUAAAGAAGCAAAAACCUACAAACCCAUCAUCUCUCAAUCUUCUUCUAAACACUCUUGAAUUCAAAAGAAAUAAAAAUGGAAGAAACGAAAAACAAGAAUGGUAAUAUGCAAAACAGAAAGAAACUCCAAGUUGUUAAAGGUGGUGGUGGUGGGAUUGGUGUAGUUCUAUUGUGGGGUGGAGUUUUUGCUGUUGCUACUUUUGUUGUCACUUUGAUUAACAAAAGAAACAAGAGAAGAUUGAAUUUUCCAACUGAUGAUAAGAAGAAAUCUAAUCGCACGGAUUGUGAUGUUGGUGAAGAAGAAGAAAGAAACCAAGGCCUUCGUUCCCUACUUCAAUCCCAGAUACCAAUUAGUGACCCUCAUAUCUGCUGUCCCGGCAUUAGUAUUGGGAACAAUGUUAUCAAGAUGGGUUCAUCUCAGCUUCAGGAAGAUGAGUUGAGGACUGUUGCCACCUGUGGAGAUCUGAAGAUUGUCAACAACUUUAAUGAUCUUGUCAAGGAUAGAGUUGUCACUGUGGAUAUUGAAGGGGAUUCAUUGUCCGAGAUGGAAAUGUGUAAGAGUGGCCAGGACAACAGUAACAAGGAAGAUUGUUUUGAGGACUCCAUAUCGGUGGAAGCUGUUCAAGAGGUUGGAGGUGCAGUUGAGCUACCUGUGACAGCCCGCAAUGUCCGCUGCCAGGAUGGGAAUCUUAAGAUGUUACUGGAGGACAGUGCUGAAGAUGAGGACGACAAUGACGAAGAAGAAUACGAAGAUGAGGAGCUGGAGGAAGAAGAUGAAGAUGACAUUUAUGACGAUGACGAAUCAAUUGAAGGGAAAGGAGAUGAGGAUUCAGAAGGAACAGGGGAGUCUUCGAGGGAAUCAAAUGCUGAGGCAAUAUGGCCAGCAGAAUUGAUCGAAGAACACCAACACCUGGAACUGAAGAAACGCAAUGAUCAAACCAAAGAAGAAAACAUCGAUGAAGAAGGUACAAAAAAAUUGGAGGUGGCUUGGAAGGGAAAUGCAGAUAUUCUUCAGCAAGAUCACGCAGGCGAGAAAGAAACAGGCUGUAUGAUGAUGGGUAACUGUGCAUCAUUGAUUCUUAUUUCAAAGUCGAGAUUACGUACGUGGUCAUCAUUAACUGUGGGUCUACUGAUUCUUGCAGUCGUGCAUCAUCUCCUGGUGUCUUCAUUUCUGAAUCUAAAUAUUUCAUUGUAAUGCAAUAA